This is a messenger RNA of Gadus macrocephalus (Pacific cod), 2381 nucleotides long. RefSeq names its product ras-related protein Rap-2b. The transcript is spliced from 2 exons. Gene Ontology annotation, molecular function: GTPase activity; GDP binding; GTP binding. NCBI's taxonomy places the organism in Eukaryota, Metazoa, Chordata, Actinopteri, Gadiformes, Gadidae. The record is from RefSeq and is a predicted model, not a curated record. Gene Ontology annotation, cellular component: plasma membrane. Bases 454 to 1005 code for a protein of 183 amino acids. Gene Ontology annotation, biological process: Rap protein signal transduction; negative regulation of cell migration.
GUUGCACUGCACCUUUAAUAAAACGGCGGAGCGGACCGUUGGGUGAGUGACGUGAGACGCAGACUGCGUGCUGAGUGUGGGCAGGAAGAGAGCGCGCGCGGCGGCGGUUGUACCACUUUAACGACUACGAGAACCGUGAACAUUACCGUGUGAUAUAUAUAUACUCCUGGGGUUCAACAUGCCACUCUGUUAACGCUGGGUUUGCGUUCUUAACCCCUGUUCAAUUCGCACAUUUGAACAGACAUUGUGCGACCACGCCCCGUUAUCCACGUCUAGCCCCACCGGAAAACCGCUCGUGGAGGCACAACGAGCGGCGCUGCGUGCCAUUUGAAACACAGCAGGGCUGCGGCGGGCUCGCGGCUUCGGAGUGCGUUCCAAAAGGAAGCCGAGAAGGAGGAGGAGAGGAGAGGAUAGAAGCCUGAGUGGGGCUUCUUCUUGAGUGCCUGCUGAACCAUGAGAGAAUACAAAGUGGUGGUUCUGGGUUCCGGAGGAGUUGGCAAAUCUGCCAUCACUGUCCAGUUCGUGACGGGUUCAUUCAUAGAGAAGUACGACCCCACGAUAGAGGACUUCUACAGGAAGGAGAUCGAGGUGGACUCCUCGCCGUCCGUCCUGGAGAUCCUGGACACGGCGGGCACGGAGCAGUUCGCGUCUAUGCGGGACCUGUACAUUAAAAACGGCCAGGGGUUCAUCCUGGUGUACAGCCUGGUGAACCAGCAGAGCUUCCAAGACAUCAAGCCCAUGAGAGACCAGAUCAUCCGGGUGAAGAGGUACGAGAGGGUGCCCAUGAUCCUAGUCGGCAACAAGGUGGACCUGGAGGGGGAGAGAGAAGUGUCGUCAGGGGAGGGGAAGGCUCUGGCGGACGAGUGGAAAUGCCCGUUCAUGGAGACCUCAGCCAAAAAUAAGAGCUCUGUGGACGAACUGUUUGCAGAGAUAGUCCGGCAGAUGAACUAUGCCUCUACACCCAAUGGCGACGACCAGUGCUGCUCGUCUUGUGUCAUUCUUUAAAAAAGGACAAUAUCAACGUUUUUUUGUUGUUAUGGUCAAAUGGCAAUGUUUGUUGCAGGAAGUCCGUGCCGUUGAGUUCUUCUUCUUCGUGUCUCACCCCAGCUUUAGAGGAAUGCUGAGCGAGGAGGAGGAGGAGGAGGAGGAGGAGGAGGAGGAGCGAGAGGAGGGGAGCGUGAGAGGAGAGGAGAGGGCUCCACCCCUCAGCAGAUCGGCUGGCUUGGACUCUCUGUGUGCAGGAGGAUCAAUGUCCCACCAUGGAUACCAACACAGUAUCGAGUCCAUAGUUUCCACUGCCCUCGACUGCACUUCCACGUUACAACUGGAAACGUCUCCCUAGCCCCCCCCCCCCCCCCCCCCCCCCAAGCCAACCUCACCGCCCCCCUCAAAUGGCAGAGAUGUGGACCAGAACCCCUAAGAACACAUAGUGAUGGAUAUUUGUGCUCCAGACGACGACGCGACUAGAGACAAGAGUAUAUUUUGUUAAAUAGCUGUGCAUAUUACGAGGAGGUGGAACAGAAUUCUCGGCCGCCAUUUCCCCCCUACCACCCGAACACGCUGUCCCACGAACACGGAGCCAACAUCGUUCCACGAACCCUCCCACCCCCAAUCCCCCCCCCCCCCCCCCCCCCCCCAGCUACCCCCCAGCUUGUGUACGUUCGAUGGUCGCUGCUCCGAAUAACACCGUCCGUCCGUCCCCCGCCCCGAAGUCAAAGACUCUGACAUCGCUUGAACCGGCGGGGAUGGGCCACCGCGAGGGAGAAGGGAGCGUUGGCGUGUGGGGGGGGGACCUCAACUGGAGCGAAACGGAGUGGGGGGGGGGGGGGGGGGGCGGUGACCUCUUGACCUGACCGCCCGUGUGUCGAGUGCCUUUCCAUAACAGAUCAGCUGUUCUGACUUUGUGCCAACUCCCCCAGUAUCAGCCACCACCACUACCCCUGCCCCCCCUCCCCCGGACACACAGAGACACACACACUCCUCCACACGUAAUCUUAGAAGGGGUGGUGGCAUUAACAAGAAUAUAUAUAUUAUAUAUAUUUAAAACAAAAUUGAAAACUAUCGGCUUUCUUUUGUUAAUGGAGAUUUUUAGUUUCCAUCGUGAGUUUGCCUUUUUAUUUUUAAAGACUAUUGAACUCGUUCUAGUCUGAAACGCACAGGUACUGAAACCCUUACACUUGAUAACGAUGGACGCGUUAAUCUACCGAAAUCUGUUUUGUUUUUGGUUCUUAACAGGAUGUGUGACAAUGUACCUUUGACAGAUUUAACCUGAUUGUAAGUGAAAUUUCAGGCCAUGCUUUUUCCACAGUGGUCUGCCUGUUUAAAAAAAAAAAACAUAACAAAAACAAAGACUUUUAAUACAAAUUGCAUUUCUUACAAAA